Molecule: messenger RNA, 2604 nt
Organism: Pollicipes pollicipes
Lineage: Eukaryota; Metazoa; Arthropoda; Thecostraca; Pollicipedomorpha; Pollicipedidae
Product: cilia- and flagella-associated protein 43
Exons: 19
Coding region: 112-2604 (830 amino acids)
Biological process (GO): cilium assembly
Cellular component (GO): axoneme
Molecular function (GO): protein binding
Source: RefSeq, a predicted model, not a curated record
UCGUAUUAGCGGUCGGAGCACCUCCGCCGUUGGUUCGCGUGAAUAAUGGAACUGCGCUGCAAUUGAGGAGGAUCCUCCACCGUCCUCAAAUUCGGAGACUCGGAUUGAGUCAUGGCGGCCUUAAUGUCCGACCCGUUCGGUCACGGAGCACCUGGAGGGAAGGUCUCCGCGCUCUUCUCCAAGGACACCAAGUCUAUGGAAGCGCUUCAUGGUAACAUGAUCGGAAUCCAGUGGAUGGGCGGCCCACUCUCGUCGGCCGCGCAGUACAUGGACGAGGCGACUGUGGCCGUGUUGUGCGGCUCGCACGUCCGCUUCACGUGCGCCGGCUUCUCACACUCGGAGGUGUUCUCACCGCCGGCUCGAGGCGUGUCGACGCUAGCCACCAACGGCGAGGACCUGUUCGCCGUGUCGGAAGUGUGCUUGCGUCCGGCCAUCAUCGUGUUCGAGUACCCGGAACUCUCCCAGUACAGCAGGCUUGAAGACGGUGCCGAGUUGGAGUACCUGUGCGUCGCCUUCUCACCCUCUUCCGAGCGGCUGGCGGCCUUCUCCGGUGUGCCCGACCACACCAUCUUCCUGUGGGACGUCAGCUCACAAGUUAUGAUCGCCAAACUGCCGAUGGGGUUCGCCCACUCACCACAGCUUUCAUUCUGUGACCUGGACACGCCCCACCUGGCGCUCACCUCGGAGGCGGGCGUGACCAUCAUCCAGAUGGAGCACUUCGGCGCCGAGUGGCGACUGACGCCGCGCACCGCCCACCUGGACCGCGUCAGGUCACACUGCUGGUCCGUCGACGGCGACCUGUUCUGCUCACGGCGCGAGACGGUGCACCAGGUGAAUAUUGACACCAUGGAGGCCUCGGAGCUCACUGUGAAUGAAUGGAUCGCCGGGACCAUCGUCAGCAUCGUAUUGAACGACAGCGGCAUCUUCGCCGCUAUGGACGACGGACGGAUACUGCUGCUGGAGCCGGACGGCGACAACUGGACGGUGCGGGUGGUGGCCGAACUGGAGCUCUCCGUGCUGACGAUGCGGCCGUCCCCCAGCUACAACUUCCUGGCGAUCACGUGCAAAACGGGCGAGGUGCGGCUGCUGUACACGCCGUCACACGACUUCAAGCCGCUGGAAGGGUACGAGGGGGCGGGCUCUCCCGCCGUCGACGUCUGCCUCGUGGCGCCCCAGUUCGACUACGUAGCCUCCAUCCACGAGCCACACGGACUGCACGUGUGGAGAGCGCCCCGCGGCCACCACGAGUCCUCAGUGGAGCUGGUGGGCCGGCUUACCUGCGUGGCCAGCUGCAUAGACGUACCGUGCGUGCUGGUGGGCAACGAGGACAGCUGCCUGGUGGCCGUGGACCUGGUGCUGCCGCUGAACCCGCGCAUCGUCUGGACGGCCCGCGUCUGUGAGGCGGCCGUGACCAGCAUCACCGUGAGCCCGAGCGGCCGCGUGGCCGUGGUGCUCACCGCAGACGGCGGCGCCUACCUGCUGUCGGCGCAGCCGUCGGCCGGGUUCAGCGUGCGCGCCCAGCUUCAGACGGACGGCACGCCCACCGCCGUCGACACCUUCCAGCGGAUGAGCGAAAAUGGACCCGAGGACAUGCUAGCCCUGCUGGUCACCUCAGCCGCAGAGCUGCUCAGUUUCGUGCGCUUGGUGAUCGUGCGCGACCUGGAGGUGGUCGGCUCGGUCACCUACGGCCUGAACACGGUGUGCGCCGGCCUCGCGAUGCACAGCGCCGCCUCUGUCGUCUACACCAUGGCCGUCCAAGACCGCUCGCUCUGCUGCUUCACUCUCCGGGAGCCGGACCAGCUGAUGGAGGAGCAGGUGUCGGACCUGAUCUGGAAGCCGGACGCGUCGGCGCCCAGCGAGCACGAGCUGCGCCGGGUGCUGGUGCGCACCGUUGGCCGCUUCGUGCUGACGGCAGCCGACGACGGCAUGGUGCGCGGCCGACCCGACGACCUCAACAACAAGGAGAAGGGCCCGCUGGGCGACCGACACUCGCGGCAGACCCAUCAGGCCAGCUCUGGCGGCGUCCGCUCGUUUGAGGUGCAGCCGAGUGGCAAGGAGGCGGCGCUCGUGGGCUUCGACGGCACCCUGAUGCGCAUCUCCCUGCCGUACAACCAGUCGGGCUCGGGCCGGCGGCGCCGCUCCACCUACUUCGAGAACCCGGUGGUGCCCGAGGCGCGCUACGUGGCCGCCAUGCGCCCGCUGACGCAGAUCGAUCUGAUGACUAUGCCGCCCACCUGGCGAGAGCUGACGGCUGAGCAGGCCUGGCGUCGACGGGAGUCGGAGCUGGUGGCCAUCCGCGAGCGUAUCAGAGAGGGCGUGCAGACGCUCCGCACUAAGGUGAAGCACAUGCUGGACGCCAACGCCGAGAUGGAGGAGAUGGACCGGCUGCCAGAGAACGAGUUCGAGCUGGACCUGGACGAGCAGACGCGCCUGACAGAGGCCAGCCAGGCCAGGGUGGAGGAGGCCCGAUCUUCGAUAAUAGACCAGAAUGCUCGCAACAUGUAUGUCAGGGACCAGAUCAAGAAGCAGUGCUGGGACGCCAUGGACGUCAAGGGCAAAUCGGUGCAGGCUGAUUGCUGUGUGGGCCCAGACGAGGAGGCCUGA